AUGGGUAGCCUGUACGACGAGGAAAGCAGUCCGUCCAUAUUGGUGCGCUACAGCUCGGACAACGACUCGGCGGACAUGGUCUUCGAGACCGACUCGCCGGCACCACCGCGACCUCCACCCCCACCACCUCCGCCACUUCCGCCACCAACUUCCCCGUCUCCGAAACGAUCGGAUCUUCUAAACAAUCAGAGUUCGUCCGCUCCACCAUCGAUUGCGGAUAGUCCGACUUCGAGCUACAAGUGGCUUGCCAGAACGAGACAGAAGCCGACCAAACAAGUAGCUUCGCCAAGAGGAAAAAGUAAACGCUUGAGAAACUCGGGAUCCAAUGAACAAACGAAGAAAAACUCUCCGUCUACUCCAGAAACCAGAUCGACAAAACGGCAUCGGAAGAAUCGCAAUCAGUGCAAAAACGUCAUUCCAACUAUCGAAGAGAUUUGCAAGAAGAUCAAUGCUGCCUUGGAAAAAAAUGCGAAUAUACGAAUGAAAAUGAAAAUGACAAAAACAGCACCUUUCGACGAUUUGGACGACUGCAGAAUCACGCUUCUCAAUAAAAAACGCGUAAAGUGGGAGGAGGAUCAGUACGACGCAAUGUCCGUGAAAACGAAGAACUACGGAUGCUGCCCGUGGAUGCCAGGAGCAAAGAAACUGUGCUCGACGGCUCGAAAGGUGGGUCUCAAAAUGACUAAGACUUUAGCUCCAGAAAGUUUUUUUUUCAAUGUGUUGUGUCGUUUUGUGCUUUUCUGUAGACAUAUGGAGAUGGCGCCCUUUCUCCAAUUUAGCAUUGAAUUCACGUACAGAGCGGUAGUCGCUGCUAUAUUUAUCUCGUUUCCAGAUAAUCCGGUCGGUCUGAAAUGUUGAUCCAAUUUACGUAAAUCUAAGAAAUCUGCAAAGUUCGGCAAGGUCCUUUCCCGUUGCUUACAAGUCUAGUUCCGAAGAUUCCAGUACUGAAAUCCGGGCCGACCUCCCUCGAGCACCUGCAGCGGUAAAAAGCAAAUAGAAAUAGCUAAAAUAUAGUUUGACCCGGGAGAUGACAAAGACGUACUAACCCUUUCAAACAGUGACAUGUGCAUCGUACGCGUGCACUUUCAAAGUGCACAUCUCUAUCUUUUUUGGUCGACGUCCCUGCCCAUUUUCACUCUCAUUCACCCAAACCCAUGCGCGCCGCGUUCCACACUCUCCUGGUUUUCUUCUUUUCCAACGGACGUCCGCUCCUUUCAGAAAAUUGAUAUCCAUGAGCAAGUCUGCCCCUCUUUUUUCGCAUUCUUUUGCGUGUUUGCGAAAUGCGUGAAUUCAUUGACCUCCAAUUUUUGGCGAGUUGCAAGAUGAGAAGAAAAGAAAUGGAAAGAGAGAGAGAGAGGGUGUUCUACGUGCCGAAUGUUUGAAAGCCCACCGCUUUUUUUUAGUUCAACUUCUAAACUUUCCAAUACUCCAAUUUCCAACGCCCAUUUCUCUCUAAUUUCCUUUGCACCAGGAUAAAAACGAAACAAACAACAAUGUUUGGAAUGGAGUCAGAAAUCAUUUGGGUACUAGCGCACUCUUUUCUAAUUGAAAUGCUUAGAAUCCGACACUUUUCUAUCUUGGAAGAGUGACGUCCGGUGUUGAGUAAUUAGAUGAUAUUUUCUGCAAUCUCUGUGUAAAGGCCUAAAAACUGAGAAGGCAGACAUGAACGUUUUUGAACUAUGUAGCUUCCGUGACCAGACUUUUUGCGAAAUCGAAUCCUUGUCGGCGAAAUAAACCAAACUUCAAACCUCAACGUUUUGGCUCUACUCUUUUAAGAGUACUUUUGUCAACAUGGGUCAUGCAUGCCACGUCAUAAAAUAGCUUUGGGUAUUGAAACGUCAACUGUCGAGCGCCCACGGGAUAGUCAAGCGAUUGCGAACAGAAACAUGCGUCAUUUCCACCAAUUUGUUUACUCAUUUCGUUUCGCUUAUGCGCUCACGGAGUAUUCUGGUAAAUUGGGGUCGCUCCUCCUCUCCGCUGCCACGUCACAAUGUAUUCUUGCGCGUAGACACGGAACUUCCCGCUGCCCACGGGAUAGUCGAAUUGUUUCAUAAAAUUUCUGGAAGCUCGCCCCAAAUACCCCUAUAAAACUGUCGUGAAUCAUUUUAACUCAUUGUUUCCUCGACCUCUCGUCUGUCUUCUACUUUUUGGCAUCUGUUUCCAUCGUUCUCAGAUUUUCGAAUUUCAUAAUUUGAUACGGUCAAGGUCAUUGAAGGGAGAUUGUCUCGAUCGCGCCACAAAGUGUUCUCGAAUAUUCCAAUCACCUUCAAUUCAGUCGUCCUACGAGAUAGUCCCUACUUUGCGCAUACCUGCGCUGCCGCAUCAUACCAAAUCGAUCGAUAAUCUAGUGGUUUCAAAACAGAUCUCUUCUCGCGCAUGUGUUCUUGAUGACCCAUACUGUGUUGCUGCUCAAACUCUAUCUUGUCCGUUUUUCUGAGACAGCCAUUAUUUUGGCAGAAGACAGAAGGCCCCUGCCUCAUAAUUUUAUAAUGUGCUGCAAUUGCAUCAUAUUCUCCCUCAAGAGAGAGAUACACAUUUUUUUGAAAUUGCUUCUAGACAUGUCUCCUUUUCAUUCAUGCAAUGACUCACAAAUUCUGUCUGCUUACAGCUGGUACAAAAUUCUCCAGACUUCUCUCCAAAUGUUGAAGUUGUAGUUGUACACAUACAUCCAGAAUGUCUGAUCCGAUUCUCUCUCUCUCUCUCUCUCUCUCUCUCUCUCUCUCUCUCUUCGCCACGACUGAUGACAGACAAAAAACACACGUGUUUGAUCUUGGUGUCUGCACAAAACGUGUGUGUGUUCCCAUCAUAAAUCUGCAUAACUGUUUGUUGUCGCCGCGCUCUUAUCUCCUCGUUUUUUUGCAGAAUUUUCGCUUUGCGUCUUGCAGAAGAAUCACUAUUGUACGGUUGUUAUCAUCAACACGGACUAUCGUCAUUUUUUUGUUGAGAAAAUGUCAUUUCGAAAACUGUUUUUUUGAUAGGAGUGCUCGCUUCGAACUCGUCUUGUACCUUUUCAACGCGACGCUGGAGAAACUCGAUAUUCUGACGCCUAACUUUUUUCAAUUUUUGCCUUGAAUUUUCAGUAGAUAUGAUUAGGAUUACUGUAGAAGUGGUGGAGUGAAAGAUCGAAAUACGGCAACCAACAACUUUGCUGCGCUUUUCGGAAACUUGACGCACUCGUUUACCUUCUUCUUUUUUGCAAAACAACUAGGUGAAGGUUGAACUUUCCGGAAAAGCUUCCAGUAUCGAGUUUUCUGGAUUACAGCAUGCUCGAUAGUCAUGAUCUGAUGGGUCACUUUCUCAAAAAUUUUCAAUCUGUGCCGACCGAGCCGGAAUGGGCUGAUUUUCUGCGAGUCUGCUUCAGACCAUGACCAUUAGUUCUCAUUAUUUCGUACACAAUGAGCAUAGAACCAAACGAAAUGAAAAAUGUGUAGUUUGUUCCUUUCCUAGAAAUGUUUGUGACUAAUCCUUUUCCUAGAGAACAAUGAGUCAUCCUAAUGUCAGCUGCGAACACGUUUCCGAAAAAAAGAUCCUCGGGUCAAUCGUAAAACCGGCAAUGAAAAUUUCCCAAAACACGCCAGUCUUCUGCAGAUUUAACAGCCGCGUAGCAAAAAAUACUUGUCAAAAGUCUUAGUUCUAAAACCCAGGCCGAGACGCCACAAGUUUGACUACAAUAAAUAGUCGAAUGCAACUAUUGUUUGUUCGAAAUGCUGAACUGAAUGUGAAAAACUGCAAUCUUUGUCCAUCCUAAGUGUUCAAAGCAAAAAGUACGAUUUUUCUUGUUUUCCGUUCCAGCGCUUUCUCAUCACAUUUCUAUAAAUACCCGGAACAUUCUAGGUCUUUCUUGCCUUGCACUCACUCAUUCACGCCCCAAUCUGCCUGGAACUAGAAGUCUAUGAAAAUACUUGCACUUUUACGGCGGAUAAUGAAUAGGAAGCGCAUUAAUUAUUCUGUGAGAGUCUGGGACGAUCACAAAAGAGUCCAAGUUUGAGGGAAAUCUUGCAAAAUGAGAUGGAUGAGUCAGAUUGUAACCACGAGAGGAGGCGCUAGCUGUUUUUUGCUCAUGCACGUGGUGAGUGAGUGAGCAAAAAGGAUUAGAUGAAACGUCUGCAAUCUCUUCAUUCUAUUUCCACACUUUCUUGUGUCAUCCGGUGCAUUUUGAUGAUGAAUAAUGAGCGUCAUCAACAACUUGUUCUCCACGCUUUUCUAGUUUCGAGAUUUUGCUAAUCGAGCACACCCACACAUACACUUUCUUGUUUUCCAACACUUCCCAUUUGGUAAAAGUACUCAAAAACUUCCGUGUUUUUUUUGUUUUCUCCAGUAUGUCCAUGCAUGUUUACUUUUCCCAAAACAACGAACAAAAGCAGUGAUUUUUUGGAGAGCAAAGAGACCUGAACACUGGCUUCAUAGCUCCUCACUAAAUAAUGGGUUACAACGAAGACACCGCUGGGCUCUCUACCUUGAGAUGAAAAGCACUCCGUCAUUUUUUUUUUGUUUUUUUGUGAUCGUGGUCGUGGUCGUGGUGGUCACAAACCAAACAUUCGUUCCGAGAAGUUGAGUGGGUGAUGUCUCUAUGUCUAUGCUCAUUUUCUGAGAACCGAACACCGAAUUCUCUCUUCAAAACACGAAAUUAUUUUGAGAAAAAACUGCCCGUAAUUGCUAUUUCACGUCCCUCCUCCCCUCCUCCUCCCACCUACUUGGAAGGUUCUUGUUGCAGAAAUAGAAUUUCGUGUGAACUACAAUAUUCCACUCGAUUGAGAAAAUGACAUUAAACAUGUAGGACUCUAAAGAAUUCCUAAUGAAGGCUUCCUAUUGUAUGCUGCUCAGUGCCCCCCCGAAAUCCAAUUUCCAUUUCAUUAACUUUUUGCUAACACAAUCUAAAGACUUUUAUUUCCCCUCUUCAUCCUUUUUUUACGCAAUCCAAUCCAAUUUUCUCUCCCCUUUUUUUGAACCCGUCCCGUUUUCAUCAAGACUUCAAAAAAAGCUUUGUCUGGGAAAGAAGGCGUGUGUGUUUUCCGGAAAGGAAACACGCAUCGGAAGUGUGAAAUGUGAAAUCACUUGGUUUCUGUAGGAAUCAUCCACUCUCUUCUCAGUCAAAUUUUUGUUCUCAAAUACAAUCUGCGAUAUUUCCGAAAAUACUUCCACAUCUGCUUGACUGAUUAAAUUUAUACAUUUUUUCAUUCUCGCACCACUGCACUUAUUCGAUUACCUGAAAUGUUGCGGUUUGUGUGCAGAUCAAAGCAAAAAAUGGAUUCUGACUCACUAAUCCCUUCGUAUUUCUAUGAAUUCCUCAACAUUCCAUGACAUUUUGCUCGAAAUAUUACAGAGCGAAACAACAACGAAACAUUCCUGAGUAUAAAAAAAGAACAUCAAAAGAAGCUCGCACAAUGUGAUUUCCGUCUCGUUUGCAUUGCGUUUGCAAGGCGAAAAAAUCUCUCUCACACCCGCUUUUCGCCUGAUUUUCUCUCUUUUCUCAUCCUAUUUUCUGCUCCAAAUGUCUGACAAGUGCUUCAGCAAAUCUGCAGACUUGCUCAAAGACUUAGUCUUGCAGAGAACAUUCUUUCUGUCGUCCUCCUUUUUCCUUAAUAGUAAUUGGCCUUGUUUGUAGAAGAAAAAGUAGGGCGGGGCUCAGCAGAUCUUGUUCUCGUCUUGAAGUCUUAAAAAUCACUCGCUCAUUCUUUGUUUUCCAGGUUUUCACGAACCUCCAUCACCGAUUCAUGGAUUGGGCUCUUGUUUACUCUGGAAGACCGUCGGGACACGUUCCGCGUGGAGUCGACGGACCGACUAGAGAGGAAAAGGAGCGCAAGGAGGCCGAAGACUAUGUCAACGGCAACCUGAACGUGCCGCUCGAGGAGCUCGCCGCUCAGAACAAGGAGUUCCAGCGCCUCAAAGCGCACGAAUACAACGAGAGUGAGUUGCCACCAAUUACAAUAACCUUCGCUUACGCCAAAUCGUUUCAGAACGCAUCAAGAAGUCGCCGUCGCUCGAUGACCAGGAGCGUGGACCCGAUGGCCGCAUCAUCUUCUCGCAGGAGUACAUCGACUUCAUGUUCUACCGCGAUCUGCAGCCACUUGUGGAUCUCCGUGUCCUCAAGUAUACCGAGGAGGUGAUUCAGCGCAAGAUCGCCGAGCGUGACGCCGCCAACAAACUUGCCGAGGAGAUGGAGACCAAGUUCGGCAUCUCGGAGAAGAAGGAGGACGGUAACGACGACGGAUCGGCGGAGAAGAGGGAUGGUCAGAACGGCAACCAGGUAAUUGGGCUCAACCUGGUUAGAUGCUCAAAUUCUUAACCACUCAGAUGAGUAGAGCACGCUUGCGGCCGGUUUUUUGCACUUUCAACCUAUCUGAACCUUUAGUGCCUCAAAGUUUACUUGCCACUAAUUCAAUUACCAAUUUUUAGGGACCGUCGACCUCUUCUUCCACUUCUACAGCGUCAAUUUGA
Caenorhabditis sp. 36 PRJEB53466 is the source of this 6438-nucleotide messenger RNA. Lineage: Eukaryota; Metazoa; Nematoda; Chromadorea; Rhabditida; Rhabditidae. The record is from the annotation of a GenBank genome assembly.